Molecule: messenger RNA, 1739 nt
Organism: Ochotona curzoniae (black-lipped pika)
Lineage: Eukaryota; Metazoa; Chordata; Mammalia; Lagomorpha; Ochotonidae
Gene: FAM162A
Product: family with sequence similarity 162 member A
Exons: 5
Coding region: 92-559 (155 amino acids)
Biological process (GO): cellular response to hypoxia; positive regulation of release of cytochrome c from mitochondria; neuron apoptotic process
Cellular component (GO): mitochondrion
Source: RefSeq, a predicted model, not a curated record
CAUUGAGCGCCCCGGGCCGCGCCGCCUGCCGCGGUGCUGUGCUGCGCCCUGCACAGCUUGUAACGUUGAACGCCGAGCGGAGCAGGCGGCCAUGGGGAGCCUCCGCGGCCUGCGCCUGGCGGCAGGAAACUGUUUUAGGUUAUUUGAAAGAGAUGCUUGCUCGUCGCUGGGACUCACCAGAAACUCCGCUGUGAAGAGAAUAAGUGAAUUUUGCACCAAACCACAAGAAACUUCUAAAGCUUCAUCCAACACCUACACCCACAGAGUACCACUGCACAAGCCUACGGACUGGGAAAGGAAGAUCCUCAUCUGGUCAGGUCGCUUCAAAAAGGAGGAGGAUAUCCCGGAGACGAUCUCGUUCGAGAUGCUUGAUGCUGCGAAGAACAAGAUCCGCGUGAAGAUCAGCUACAUAAUGAUUGCCCUGACGGUGGCCGGCUGCAUCCUGAUGAUCAUUGAGGGCAAGAAGGCUAUGAAAAGAAACGAGUCUUUAACAAGCUUGAACCUGGAAAAGAAAGCUCGUCUGAGAGAAGAAGCAGCUAUGAAGGCCAAAGCUGAGUAGCAAAGGUAUUCAUGUUCGGCUGGAUUUUGAAAAUCCAGGAAUCAUGUUGCAGCACCAAGCCCGUGUUGAAAACACUGUGGGAUGAGGCUUCGUCCCACAAAUAUGUUUUGCACAAAUUUAUACUCUCUCCCUAUUUCUGUUCCAGAGGUACAAAUAAAUUUUCUUGCAGAAUGACUUGCCUAUGUUUUAUAACUUUGAUCCAAGUAAAAUGUAACCUACCUUUCGGCUUUUGGAGAAAAUAAAAGAUGAGAAUUUAUUUCAACUUUAAAUUCUUUACAGAAUCAAGUACUGUCUUCACAUCUUACUUUUAUUCUCUUUAACACAGCAACUUUUCUCCAGAGGCCAAAAUAGAGUCUCAUCCUUUGUCUCUGUCCUGUGUAAAGCCAGCCUUCCUCGAUGCCAGGGUGCUUGCACAGAGCCUGGCUUCAGAGGCAGCCGUGUCUCCCGCUGUGGGUCUCCAAGUUGCCUGGCAGCCAAAGACACCGAGAAGAUGCUCUUUCAAUAUAAAAAUGUAAACGCAGCAAGGUGAACAUGUUGUCUGGCCGGGAUUUCUGAGGACUCAAAUCCCAACACUGUGGGAUUCUUUCAACUCUGUGCCUAAAAGUCCCCUCCGGGCCCCCCCAUCCCUUCCUGCCACCUAAGAAACUAAACUGCUUAGUCACAAAGUCUCAUCUAUUUCUUACUGAGAGACCAGCAUAUAUCGUGUAUAUCUUACUCUCUAGACUUUGGGCCUCCAAGUUGUCUCCUCUUUAGGUAUGGUUGCUGGUUCCUAUUUUAAACGUGUAUUUAUUCUCACAUGCCUCCUAAGUAUUCCUGGGUGGCAAGGUGUUCUAGCCAACCCAAUGUGCUCAUCACCUGCAGAGUUAGAUUAAAAAGUCACCUGUAUAGCUGUUUGGGAAGUUGUUUUACUAAGCUACUAUGCAGAACAUAACCCAGCACCCGCAGCUCAGACGCCACCUGGUGGUCAUAACGCCUCUGCACACUUUACAGCAGCUGCAACUUAGCUUUUUCAAGCAUCAAGUGCUCUGAGCUUUCUCAUUCAUUUUCCUGGAUUUUUUUAGGACACCUAUAUAAAUAUGGGUAAGUUAAGUUUUAAUGUGCCAUUUUUAACUGUUGAAAAGCAUUUCAAAGCCUGUACCUUGGGGAUUCACUGUAAUAAAAACAUUUUACUCAACUACAA